CGGAGAAUGAAAAAAUGACGCCUUCCAAUGAGAUCAGGGCAAAAAUAGAUUUCUAAUACGUAAUGUACCAAUAGUACUUCUUCGGACACUACGUAUAUAAAGAGAAAAAGGGUGCCCACCUGCAUCCCCCAUUAUGGACAUGUACACAGUACCCAACCCCUCCACACCAUGGUGCCCACCAGGGCUGGAAUAUCUGACAGAAGUUGAUCAGCUGCUUAUAAAACAGAAGGUAGAACUUGUAGAAGCUCUCGUCGGCUUUGAGAGCAACAACAAGUACGAGGUGCAGAACUCGAUGGGCCAGAACGUGUUCUACGCCGUGGAGGAGAACGACUGCCUGUCCAGGCAGUGCUGUGGGCCCAUACGAGCCUUCACCAUCCGGGUCCUGGACAACUUCGGGCAUGAAGUGAUCACCGUGACCCGCCCGUUGAAGUGCAUGUCCUGUCUCUUCCCCUGCUGUCUGCAGGAGCUGGAGGUCCAGGCACCCCCGGGGAACACGGUGGGAUACGUUAUUCAGCAGUGGCACCCUUUUUUGCCCAAGUUCACCAUCCAGAACGAAAAACGGGAGCCCGUGCUGAAGGUCCAGGGGCCCUUCUGCGGCUGGAAUUGCCUGCCGGACAUCGAAUUUGAGAUCAUGACCAUGGAUGAAGUCAACAAGAUUGGGAAGGUCAGUAAGCAGUGGUCCGGGCUUCUCCGCGAGGCCUUCACGGAUUCAGACAACUUUGGCGUUCAGUUUCCCAUGGACCUGGAUGUCAGGAUGAAGGCCGUGAUGAUAGGGGCUUGCUUCCUCAUCGAUUUCAUGUUCUUUGAAAGUAACAACUAAGGACCUGAUGGAAGCUGUUGAACUAUGCCACAGCAGAGCGUUAAGAAGAGAGCUGCAAACUGCAUGUCAUUGCAUUGUGUUUGUGAUGCAUCAGCAUCGUUGUGCUUUUGAUUUGAAUGCCGGAUUGGAAAGGAGUUUGUAGUGGAAAUCAAGAUCAGGGAUGAAAGCUAGAUGAAAGCUAGCUUUUUAAAUCACUUGUACACACAGAACCAGGUUUGUGUAGUAGGAGCUUCUGAUAUUAGUAGAGUCUACAGGUCUGAUACUGCCCAUCAGUGGCUGGACACCGAGGUGAAAGGUGUCAGUUUACUUCCAUCCAUCACCAUGGAUCUUGUGCAAUCUGACUGCUCACUGUACCCAAGUAACGGCUGCUGUUAAGUAGUUAACGUGAUGAGAAUGUAAACCAGAAUCGUUACCUGGUGUCUGUUACCUAGUGUCUGUUACCUGCGUCAUAACAAACACAACCAGCCAUAAACCAUAAUGCUUUUUCAGUUCAGAAUCCUCCCAUCUGCUGAAAACAGAUGGCACCAAUGCAUUGUUCAUACAAAUAAUUUCCAUGUACAAAUAUGUAAUGUAAUCGUACAACUUUUGUUUUUGCCAGUAGUCUGUGUACAGUGUGUUUAAAUUUCACAUACUUGUCAAUUAUUUAUUUAUUUAAUUAUUUAUUUAUUUAUCUAUCUCUCUAUCUAUGUUAAUACAAUUUGAUUGUUGUAUUCAUAUUUAGAUCUAAUCAGUGUUUUUUUAAAUUUUUAUAAAUAACAAUUAUGCUCCAAAUGAAAUUAACAUAUACAUUUAGCCAGUUCAUAGUUUACUUUUUUUCAGACCAUGAACUUAACAAGGCCUUAAAAAGCAUUUCCCUUAGUAUCGUCAUUUUUCCACUAGGUGGCAAUAGCUGUCCAUUAGUCAACUAAAAAUUCAGGCAGAAUGUAACAAUCAAUGCAACGUAAAUUACUUAGAAAAUAAUGCUUUUUUUACCUCUGUAAAAUAACUUUACUUGCCAGAAAUGCAUGUCUUACCACGUAGGUUGAUUCAUAUUUACACAUUAUGGAAUAUCUUCUUGGCACCAGAGAACUAAAUGGAGCCAGUGCAAUGUUCCUGAAUUAUUCUGGUAACUAUCUGUCUACUACUGUAAUUCACUGAAUGCAAGUAAGUAAAUUGUGUGCACUAAUGUACAAAAUGAGAUGAUUAAAUGUCAGGACUUGCAUACCAAAAA
Molecule: messenger RNA, 2030 nt
Organism: Anguilla rostrata (American eel)
Lineage: Eukaryota; Metazoa; Chordata; Actinopteri; Anguilliformes; Anguillidae
Product: phospholipid scramblase 1
Exons: 7
Coding region: 134-820 (228 amino acids)
Biological process (GO): plasma membrane phospholipid scrambling
Cellular component (GO): plasma membrane
Molecular function (GO): phospholipid scramblase activity
Source: RefSeq, a predicted model, not a curated record